This is a messenger RNA of Camellia sinensis, 1427 nucleotides long. The record is from RefSeq and is a predicted model, not a curated record. NCBI's taxonomy places the organism in Eukaryota, Viridiplantae, Streptophyta, Magnoliopsida, Ericales, Theaceae.
AUGAGCUCUGCUGUUGUAGCAGUUGAAAACAAACCACGAGGAAUUUUAACGAUUGCAACUGUCUCGCCAACUGACACAGUAUUAAUGGCAACAAAGAAGAUGGUUGAGUACCGUAUGAGCUCUGCUGUUGUAGCAGUUGAAAACAAACCACGAGGAAUUUUAACAUCAAAGGAUAUCUUGAUGAGGGUAAUAGCACAAAAUCUUCCUCCAGAGUCCACUCCAGUGGAGAAGGUGAUGACCCCAAAUCCCGAAUGUGCAACAGUGGAUACACCCAUUGUUGAUGCUCUGCAUAUCAUGCAUGAUGGAAAAUUUCUACACCUUCCUGUUGUUGAUAAAGAUGGAAUAGCGGUUGCUGUUGUUGAUGUACUUCAUAUCACUCAUGCUGCUAUAGCCACAGUGGGAAGCAAUGCGGGGGUUAGUAAUGAUUCGUCAGCCAAUAUGAUGCAAAAAUUUUGGGAUUCUGCUAUGGCAUUAUCUCCUGAUGAGGAGGAAGAUGCAGAAAGUGAUAGUUCUUUCAAAUUGGCUUCUGAAAGCAUGGAGACAACAAGAUCACUUCCCUACCCUUCGUCAAUCGUGCCGAAUACCUUUGCUUUCAAAAUUCAAGAUAAGAAGGGUCGAAUGCAUAGAUUCAAUUGUGAUACACGGAGUUUGACUGAUCUUGUGACUGCAAUCCUUCAGAGGGUGGGGGAUGAAAUUGACCGCAACAACUUGCCUCAUAUUUUGUAUGAAGAUGAAGAUCAUGACAACGUUGUACUUGCGUCAGAUAGUGAUCUUGUUGCAGCUGUGGACCAUGCAAGGUUAGCCGGUUGGAAGGUAUUAAAGUUGCAUUUAGAUCAUUCAGGAACACAAGGUCAUAGGAGAGGAUCACAAUCUGGAGGUGUAGAGUAUGCUCAAUCGGAUGUGUGGGCUUCAGCAUACAGUGCUGUAGCUGCAGGGGCUGCACUACUUGCCGGGUUAAGCGUAUUAGCAUACUUGAGGAGGAAUGGUAACUGAUAAUUAUUUAUACCCUUCCUUCAGUUUAUGAAAUUGAUUUAUUGGGAGCAACAGUAGAAGAAGAAGAACUGAGUUUCUGUGACUACCAAGGAUAAAGCUAAAAUUGACCAAUGAUGCUGACUGGCAGGUCUCAUGCUCAACAUUUGUUUUUGUAUAUUAAUAUCUCAAUAAUUUUAUCGAGUCAGAACCAACCACAUACAUCAAUUGCAUUUGUAUUUUCUGUGGUUAGUUUUGUAUCCAUUAAAUUAUUGUUUAUAUCUGCAGGGAUUUGUUUAUUUAUUUAUUAUUUUUUGCUGUUGGGUAUUCCCAUAGUUUACAUGAUGGGAUGGGUGAGAAUUGUUUGUGAGGAGGAUUUGUAGCUUCCUGAGCUCUGGAUUUGUGCAUUAUUAAUGAAUAAUGGGCAGCAUCUGAAAUUUUCAAAUGUUGUUUUUCUG